ACACUCAUUAUAACAACACGUUAGUCAGACUGGUGAAUGGAACCUUACCCUCAAAUGGACGAGUUGAGGUGUACUAUCAUGGUGUAUGGGGUACAAUAUGUGACGAUGACUGGGAUGAUAGUGACGCUGCUGUUAUCUGUGUGAUGCUGGGAUAUACAAGGGAAGGAGCCUAUGCAUAUUCUAACUCUGGUUUUGGAGAAGGGAAAUAUAAGAUCUGGCUUGAUAAUGUUCGCUGUAAUGGUACAGAGACUGAUAUUGAAAUGUGCUCACAUUCCUUACUUGGAGUUCACGACUGUUCACACAGAGAGGAUGCUGGAGUUUCUUGUUCAAGCACUUGUUAUAACAACACUGUCAGACUAGUGAAUGGAAACUCGCCUUACAAUGGACGCGUUGAGGUGUACUAUCGUGGUGUGUGGGGUACGAUAUGUGACGAUGACUGGGAUGACAGAGACGCUGCUGUUAUCUGUGCGAUGCUCGGAUAUACAAGAGAAGGAGCCAUUGCAUAUUCAUCCGCUCACUAUGGAAGAGGGAAAGGCAAGAUCUGGCUUGAUGACGUUCGCUGUAAUGGUAAAGAGACUGAUAUUGAAAUGUGCUCACAUCCCGUACUUGGAAAACACGACUGUGGACACAGUGAGGAUGCUGGAGUUUCUUGUUCAAAUAUCAGUUCCCUAAAUGGUUUGGUUAGACUUGUUAAUGGGUCCUCUCCGUCCAAUGGCCGACUUGAGAUCUACUAUGCCUUUGUUUGGGGUACAGUGCGUGGUGAUAACUGGGGAAGAACAGAAGCCGGAGUCAUUUGUGCCAUGAUGGGAUAUCCAAGGUUAUAG
Saccostrea cuccullata (small rock oyster) is the source of this 824-nucleotide messenger RNA. Its product is annotated as neurotrypsin-like. The transcript is spliced from 5 exons. The record is from RefSeq and is a predicted model, not a curated record. NCBI's taxonomy places the organism in Eukaryota, Metazoa, Mollusca, Bivalvia, Ostreida, Ostreidae. The annotation marks the transcript as partial. Gene Ontology annotation, cellular component: membrane.